AUGCGGUGCAUCUCCCAGCCAUGGCGAGCUACCACCCGCUCAAAUUUGCUGCCGAUAUCGAGCGUCGUUCGCCAACACUAUGCAUCCUCCUCUCGCGUCAUCGCUCAGGUGCGGCAAGCAUCGACGCGACCGCCUCUACUCGACCUGCGCGCGGCGAAGCUCGGCAGUUCCUCGGCACCUCUCGACUGGACGAUACGCGACGCGGGCGCCGAAGAGUGCUGGGCGAUCAUCGCGCCGGCGUCCGAGCAGGGCGGAGCGGUGCGUCGCGAGCUCAUCGACAUUCUCUCCGGCCGACAACGUCCGCGCACAUCCGAUACCCAACACACACCUCCGCAUCCGUUCCUCGACCCCGGUCGGUCGGCAAUGCACGCGAUCAAGCACGUCUCGUUCGCCACGCAAAUGGGUGCGGGCGGUAGCGGCGAGUUUACCAACUACUCUGCACGGUACGGUGCGAUUCGCGACCAAGACAGGGUGACGCUGUAUGAGCGCCUCAUGGACCUGCUCGACUGUCCCGUCGGCCUGGUCGCAGCCCAAAAGCUCGUCCCCGACCCACUCGAACAGACGGAGCAGGUAGGACGCUUCAAGUACGCCUCUGCUGCACAGCGAGAUGCCGCACUGCAGAAAGCUCAGCGCGCCGACGCGGUGAUUCGGCAGAUGGCUCCGCUGUUGUUGAUCGGCGACGAGCUGUUGGAUCGGCCCGUGAUUGCGCUGUCCAACGGACAGACACGUCGGGCACGUAUCCUGAGCAGCCUCAUCACGGGCGCCGAGCUCGUCGUUCUCGAAGAGCCGUUUUCGGGCAUCGACACUGCGACGCGCACGCGGCUCGGCGAGCUGUUUGCACAACUGCAUGCCCAGCGGCGACCGCGGUUCUUGCUGGUGCUGCGCCAACAGGACGCCGUGCCCGACCUCGUCACGCACGUGCUGCGCGUCGACGAAGGGGGUGCCAUCGUCUCGGUCGGUCAUCGCCACACCACCGAGGCGGCUCAAAGCGGCAAGAGCCAUAGCGGAGUCGACUUGAUCGAAGCGAAUGCAGCUGCCGGGGUGGGGCAGGGCGAUACGAAUGCCCCACCUGUAGUCAGUUUGAAUGGCGUCUCGAUCGUGUACGGCGAAAAGACGGUGCUCGACUCGGUGGAUCUGCAGCUCUACCCCGGUACACGGCUCGUACUCGCCGGCGACAAUGGCUCGGGCAAAACCACGCUCCUUGCGCUUCUGCUCGGCGACCACCCGCGGUCGUUUUCGUUCGACGCCGCCUCGCUCUCGCUCUUUUCGCACGCACGCGACCACGCCUCCAACGCCCGGACGCUACUAAACCGACGCAUUGGUCAUCUCUCCCCCGAACUCUUCAACGCCUUCCCACGCCGGCCCACUGCCGCAGGUGGAUUGAGUGUAGGCGAAGUGGUCGCUUCGGGUUUCGAAAACGUCUUUGCGCGUCGUUCCUACACCGAUGCGCAGAAGGAGCGCGUGUGGGAUCUGCUGGGCCACUUUGGCGAUCUGAUCAAGUCGCGCAGCAGUGGCGUGUCGAGCGAGGUGCGCGCGCUGUCGGGGAUGGGAUUCAGCGAGCUCAGCCACGGCAGCCAGGCGGUGGUGCUGUUCCUGCGCGCGGUGGUGGGCAAUCCGCAACUGCUCGUGCUCGACGAACCGUUCCAAGGCAUGGACCAGCGCCAAGUAGAGCGCACGCGUCAGUUCCUCGACCAUCCCCACCUCUUCCCUCUCGGACCUCCGCACGAACAGCAGGCCGACCUGCAGCAGCGCCGAAACAUGGCCAUGGUCGUCGUGAGCCACUACGAGUCCGAAUGGCCAACGUCGUUCGGCUCGCUCCUGCGCCUCCGAGACGGCCAAGUCAUACAGCGCAUCUAA
Moesziomyces antarcticus is the source of this 1857-nucleotide messenger RNA. Its product is annotated as p-loop containing nucleoside triphosphate hydrolase protein. The transcript has a single exon. The record is from RefSeq and is a predicted model, not a curated record. Lineage: Eukaryota; Fungi; Basidiomycota; Ustilaginomycetes; Ustilaginales; Ustilaginaceae. Bases 1 to 1857 code for a protein of 618 amino acids. Gene Ontology annotation, molecular function: ATP hydrolysis activity; ATP binding.